AUGUGCGGUAUAUUGGGUAUAAUAUUGGCUGAAGAUGCCAGUCCAGCUGAAGGCUUAGCGGGCAUAGCCGUCGAUGGUCUUAUGGACCUGCAGCAUCGAGGUACUGAAAGCUCAGGUUUGGUUGGAACCGAUGGUGUUCACAGGAAUCAAUUCGAUAUUGUUAAGGGCAGCGGUCUCGUCCGAGAAAUUUACAAUGCUGAGAAUUUAAGCAAAUUCAAAGAUUCAAUUGCAAUGCUUGGUCAUAAUCGCUAUUCAACGGCUGGUAUGAAGGACGCAAUCAAUUGCGUACAACCGUUUGUCGUUUAUACAUCCGUCGGUUUGGUAGCGAUUGCUCACAACGGAGAAUUGGUGAAUACGAAUGAGAAACGCAGUGAAAUUCUACAAAGUGGUGUUGGUUUAUCAACUGACACGGAUAGUGAGCUGAUCGCACAAAUUAUCGCUAAAUCGACUGCAAACCAAAUGCAGCAUCGUGACAAUGAAUCGAAUUAUGGAGAUAUUUCGAAGGUCCAACAGUUGAAGUGUGUUCACUAA
Anisakis simplex (herring worm) is the source of this 531-nucleotide messenger RNA. NCBI's taxonomy places the organism in Eukaryota, Metazoa, Nematoda, Chromadorea, Rhabditida, Anisakidae. The record is from the annotation of a GenBank genome assembly.